This is a messenger RNA of Paralichthys olivaceus (Japanese flounder), 5220 nucleotides long. It is a transcript of the gene myom1a, whose product is annotated as myomesin 1a (skelemin). Lineage: Eukaryota; Metazoa; Chordata; Actinopteri; Pleuronectiformes; Paralichthyidae. Gene Ontology annotation, molecular function: kinase binding. The record is from RefSeq and is a predicted model, not a curated record.
GUGCAUUCUGCCGAGUGGCAGCAUUAUUUUUGUUCUGUGGACUGCUGUCCUGUCCACUGGCCCUCACCCUGCUGCUUUGCCUCGAUCCCAACUUGCUUUUGCCACUUUUGGAAUUAACACAUCAAUUUCUCUUAUUUUCAACUGCUGUGGAUUGGUGGAUUCUCAUUUGUGAGCUGGUAAAGGACAGUCUGACAUUUUAAGUUGGCACAGUGGCCCUCAGGAUGUCAGCAUCUUUACAAGUGACGCAGAAGCAGCAGCAGCAUCAUCUGCAUCAACAGCAGCAUCAGGAGAAGAAGCAGCUGCAGCAGCAUCAUGAGAAGAAGCAGCUGCAGCAGCAUCAUGAGAAGAAGCAGCUGCAGCAGCAUCAUGAGAAGAAGCAGCUGCAGCAGCAUCACUAUGAGAGCAACUGUUACCUCAGCAGCAAGUCGUCUGUUAGCAAGCAGUCGUUCACGACGUACCAGACCACCAGCCGUCGCCUGAAGACCUCUGUGAAGACAGAGAAGGGGCAGGAGGUGGUUAAACUGAGCCCGCUACCUGUGAGAGCCAAACGCACCUACCUGGCGAUGGACACGGACAAAGAAGUCAUCGGCUAUGUUAUACCUGUAUUCAGAGCCAAUCAUGAAGUGGUUCGAGGUCUGAUGGAGGCCCAGGACGAGGUUACGGAGGAGGGGAUCAACUAUGUGGCCAUGAGGAACCUGUUCGUCAGGGAGGCCCGCGAGGCUGUGCACGUGAAAGUGGAGAAGAAGACCAGAACAACGCAUGUCAGGGAAUCUGCUGAGCGUGUGGAAAUGAGCAGGACGAUGGACGAGUGGGCAGAGUUCCGUAAGAAAAUGAACCCAGACAGCCUGAUGCACCUUCCAGAGUUUAUUGUCAAGCCCCGCGGACAGACCGUCUGGGAGGGCAACACCGUCAAGCUGCACUGCACCGUGGCCGGGUGGCCCAAACCCAGGAUCGCUUGGUACAAAAACAAUGUGCUCAUUGAUGCCAAGGCCCACCCCGAGAAGUACACAGCAGAGAGCAAUUACAACAUGCACUCCCUGGAGAUCAAGAACUGUGAUUUCCUCGACACUGCUCAGUAUCAUGUUUCUGCGCUCAACGUGAAAGGAGAAGCUUCUUUUGUGGCCACCAUUGUUGUCAAAAGGUUCCAGGAAAGCAUGGAAGCAGGUCCACUGGACCCUAAACCACAUGGUUUCUGCGCUGAGCACGGUGUCACCUUCGAGACCACCAUCAUUGACAAAUUUGAAGUGGCCUUUGGCAACGAGGGUGAGACACUGAGUCUGGGCUGCACUGUCAUCAUUUAUCCCACUGUGAAGAAAUACCAGCCUGAGGUCGUGUGGUACAGAAACUCUGUCCCCCUGAAGCCCUCCAAAUGGAUCCACUCCCACUGGUCUGGCGAUCGUGCCACACUCACUCUUGUCCACCUCAACAAGGAAGAUGAGGGCAUGUACACCCUGCGCGUCAACACCAAAUCUGGCUUUGACACAUACUCUGCUUAUGUGUUCGUCAGAGAUGCCGAUGUGGAGGUGGAGGGGGUUCCCGUGGCCCCCCUGGAUGUGCGCUGUCAUGACGCCAACAAGGACUACGUGGUGGUGACCUGGAAGCAGCCAGCGGUGGAGGGCAGCAGCUCCAUCCUGGGAUACUACAUCGACAGGUGUGAGGUGGGCACCCAUCACUGGGCUCAGUGCAAUGACAACCCAGUGACGUACGCCCGCUUCCCCGUCACAGGGCUGGUGGAGAGCCGCUCUUAUAUCUUCAGGGUGCGGGCCCUGAACAAGGCAGGAGUCAGCCGUCCGUCCCGCGUCUCUGAGGUUGUGGUCGCCAUGGAUCCCUCCGACAGAGCUCGACUCAGAGCUGGUCCUUCAGCUCCUUGGACUGGGAUGAUCAAGUUUACAGAGGAGGAUUCAUCUGUGGGCUUCGUCCCUGGAGAACCCUCGAAUGUUGUGGUUACUGAGGCAACUAAGAGCUAUGUGGUGCUCGCCUGGAAGCCCCCAGUCCAGAGAGGUCAUGAAGGAGUCAUGUAUUAUAUUGAGAAGUGUAUUGCAGGAACAGACACCUGGCAGAGGGUGAACACUGGUAUGCCAGUCAAGUCUCCCCGCUUUGCCUUGUUUGACCUGGCGGAGGGUAAAUCCUACAGCUUCCGUGUGCGCUGCUGCAACUCUGCUGGCGUGGGCGAGGCCUCUGUAUCUACAGAAGAGAUCACGGUCGGAGAUAAACUGGACCUGCCCGCCACUCCGGGCAACCCAGUGGCCAUCAGGAACACCGACACCUCAGUGGUGGUCACAUGGGGGGCCUCAAAAGAUGUUUCACACCUGGUUGGGUACUAUAUUGAAUGUAGCGUGGUCGGCACUGAUGUCUGGAUGCCGUGCAACAACAAACCUGUCAAGCAGACCAGGUUUGUCUGCCAUGGCCUGACCACUGAAGAAAACUACGUGUUCAGGGUGAAGGCAGUCAAUGCUGCUGGAUACAGUCAGAGUUCUUCCAAUUCUGAUGCUGUGGUUGUGAAGGCUGCCAUCGCCGUCUCUGGGAGGCCCACUGGUGUGACCUUGCUGGAGGCUGCCAAGGACUUCAUGGUGCUGGGCUGGACCGAGCCUGCUAACAAUGGAGGUGCUGAUAUCAGGGGAUACUUUGUGGACUACAGGACUGUGAAGGGAACUGUUGUUGGGAAAUGGCAUGAAAUGAACCACCAAGCAUUGACUACAACCACCUACCGAGCUGAGAACCUGAAGGAGAACGUCUUCUACCAGUUCCAGGUGCGCGCUAUGAACAUGGCAGGUGUGAGUAAAGGCUCUCUGCCCAGUGCAUCUCUGGAGUGCAAGGAAUGGACCAUUACUGUGCCAGGCGUUCCUGUUGGUCUCCACGUGCUGGAGGUUCGUGACACCUCUGUCGUGGUCCUGUGGGAGCCCCCUGCAUUUAACGGCCGCACUCCUGUCAACGGAUACUACUUGGAUAUCAAGGAGGCCUCUGCUGGAGAGGAGGGCUGGAAGGCUGUCCAUGAGAAGGCCAACAAGAUGAAAUACAUGAAGGUGACCGGGCUGAAAGCUGGUACAUCCUAUGUCUUCUCUGUGCGUGCUCAAAAUCUUGCUGGAGUUGGAAAGGCCUCAGCUGUCUUGGGUCCAAUCUUGGCCCAGACUCGCCCUGGCACCAAAGAGAUUUAUGUGGAUGUCGAUGAUGAUGGCAUCAUCUCUAUGGUCUUUGAAUGCUCCGAGAUGAAUGAAAGCUCAGAGUUUGUUUGGUCCAAGAAUUACAAGACCAUAACAGACUCCUCACGACUGACUAUUGUCAAAGAACAGGGCAGGUCCAGGGCCAUCUUCAACAGCCCCUCCCUGGAAGACCUGGGAACCUUCUCCUGCGUGGUCACCAACACUGACGGCAUCUCCUCCAGCUACACACUCACUGAGGAGGGUCUCAAGCGUCUCCUGGACAUCAGCCAUGAACACAAGUUUCCUGUUAUUCCGUUCAAGAAUGAAAUGGCCAUGGAGUUGCUGGAGAAGGGUCGCGUGAGAUUCUGGACUCAGGUGGAGAAAUGCACCUCUGCCUGCCAAGUGGAAUACGUCUUUAAUGAUGUCAUCGUUACUCAGGGAAAGAAAUACUCAAUGAACUUCGACAGGUCCACCGGCAUCAUUGAAAUGUUCAUGGACUCUCUGGAGGUCACCGAUGAGGGAACGUUCACCUUUAACCUGGUGGAUGGAAAGGCCAAGGGGACAACCAGUCUGGUGCUCAUUGGAGAUGAAUUCAGGGAGCUUCAAAAGAAAUCAGAAUUUGAGAGGGCAGAAUGGGUCAGGAAACAAGGUCCUCACUUUGUCAAGUACCUUGACUUUGCUGUCACUCCAGAAUGUGAUGUGCUGUUGAGAUGCAAGAUCGGAAAUGUCAGACCCGAGACCGAGAUCUCCUGGUACAAGGACAAAAUUGAGAUUGCAGAUGAUGAUGAGGAUGCCAAAAAGAUCGAGAGACAGGACAGCGAUCUGACCUUUAAUAUCGGAAAGAUCUCCAAGGCCGAUGCUGGUGUUUAUGAGGUCCAACUGAGGGAUGACAGAGGCAAAGAUAAGAGCAUCUUCAAUCUAACAGACGAAGGAUAUCAGACUGUAAUGAAUGAGCUGUUCAGGGUUAUUGCCAACUCCUCCACUCAAAUUCAAGUCCUCAGCACUGAACACGGUAUCGUCCUCCACUCCACGGUUACAUAUCACCACGAGGACCUGCGUGUUGGUUGGCUCUACAAAGAUGCAAAGAUGGCCGCCUCAGAGAGAGUUAAGUCCGGAGUCACAGGAGAGCAGCUCUGGCUCAAGAUCAAUGAGCCCACUGAGAAGGACAAAGGCAAAUACGCCAUGGACAUCUUUGAUGGCAAGGACGGAGUAAAGAGAGUCUUUGAGCUGACUGGCCAGGCUUGGGAAGAGGCGUUUGAAGAAUUCCAGAGGCUCAAGGCGGCAGCAAUUGCAGAAAGAAACCGCGCUCGUGUUGUUGGAGGUUUACCAGAUGUGGUUGCUAUCCAAGAGGGCAAGUCCCUGAACCUGACUGGCAACGUCUGGGGUGAGCCCUUACCCGAGGUGUCCUGGACAAAGAACGAAAAGGAGCUGGUGUCUGAUGACCACAUCAAACUCACGUUCGAGCAUGGGAAGUUUGCCAGCAUCACAAUCGACUGUGUCACCACGGCGGACUCUGGCAAAUAUGCCCUCCAUGUCAAGAACAAGUACGGAAAGGAAGCUGGCGAGUUCACUGUCAGCGUCUACAACCCAGACGACGAGAAUAAGGAGGAGAAGAAAGACUAAAGGAUGACGAAAUAAAGAGAAGAAGAAUAUUUGACGACUGGGCUGUCUCCAAAGCGUUUUACCCCGGCACAUGCCGGUGCACAAAAGCAGUUUAAAUAAAUCAUGAAUCCAGCUGCAUCUCCCUGCGUCUUUCAUGUGCUGGGUUAAAGAGCUUUGGGCAUUGCUUAUUAAAGGAGUAAACAGUGAAUGUGAUAUGGAGAUAACAAUCGUUUGCUUGUAGUUGCUUGAGAUGUCUUAUGUCCCUUCUGGCCAAUAUCAGCAGUUUACGUAAUGUAUGGGAAAUGGUUGACCUGUCAUUACUCUUUGUUUUAAAAACAGCAGCAGAAGCAAAGCACUGUUUUUAUAAUAUUACAGUAUAACAUUUGGAUGACCUGUGACCCCUCAAACCAUGUCUCACUGAGGUUUAUGUACUGUAAAACAAAAAUAAAGGAAGAAAAGGACGUGGUGAAUUUCUUAA